CCUUGUGUACAGAACAAGUUCCAGAACAGCCAGGGCUACACAGGGAAACCCUGUCUUGAAAAACAAACAAACAAAAGAAUGAGUUUGAGGCCAACCUGGGCUAGAUGAGCCCCUGUCUUGAUGGGAGACGGGGAGAGGGCAUUAUGGAGGAAGACAGGUUCUUAACUAUCCUGAGAAAAGCCUGAAAGAGGAAGGCAAGGCCUGAGUAGCUGUCUUCUCCCACUGUCCUUUCUCUGUAUCUUCUGCUCUUCUCUCCCCAGAUCCCAGUGGUAAAAAAGAUCCUUUCUUUGGAAACCCACCUACAAAGUCAGUCCUACAUUAGAUGAUGUUGUGACACAGUCCACCAGUGGUGUCCCUCACUCCUAAGGACCCUGUAAAGCAGGCAGAGGUCGAGGUUCUGCAAAUCCCUACGAACCACAAACAGUUCAGAGGCCCAUUUGGAUGGCCUUCGUUCGGAGUCUGUUGUAAUAGCUACCGUUUCUUCACUUUAAACUUCAUUUGGAGUUUUUGACCUCUUUUCAGAUUUAAUCUGAACAAAUUUUCCUCCUGAAUGCCUACCUUAGGUUUGCCCCUGGACAGCCAUUUCUGCUUAGGGCCACCACUCCGUUUUAGGUGCUGGCGAAGUUCUCCAGUGUUGGGAUUUUCAAAGCCUUUCUGUUUUCAUUCCAUCUUCCCUUAUAUCCUAAAGAUGCCAAAAGCACUUCCCUCUUGUUCGAUUUUCACAUAGGCCACAGGGACCUUCUUUUUCAGAAACUUCUCCCAUUCGGAAAAAUUACCGUAACCCACUUCUUCAGGCAAUUUCCUAGGAAUGGCAGAGCGCUCCUUUGCAAACUUCUGAAGCAUCAUUUUAAAAUGGACACUCCACAGAGACAGGGCUUCCCAGCCAUGGUUAUAUAUAUAUAUACAUGUAUGGAACUUUACACUUACCAAAGGCCAGUUCAUCUGAUACACAGGGAACAUCCCUUUUUAAUCUCUGAGUUCUGAUUAAAAUCAGAACACAUGUGUGUGCAUACAUGGUAUGUGCGUGUAUGUGCUGGGGGUUGCUCAGUAGUGUGCUACAAUGGAAACAGCUUCAGUUUUCUUUGCAAUCUCAAGGUGACAGAUACCUCUUAUUACCAGAUAUUAACCAUCAAAGUAUACAUGGCUUAGCACACGACCGUGGGGGUGCUUGAUGUGGCUCCUUGCCUAGGAACAGAGGCGUCAGACUGUCAGGGACUGUGAGCCUUGUUCCCACCUACCACUUUCUUUUUCCAUUGCCUUUUCUGGUCUUCCAGAGUAGCUUGCUAUUUGAUGAAGCAAGUUUCUCACUAGCGAACACUUCUUUGCUUACCCUGAUAACUUGGGAACGAUCUCCUGACCCUUCAGAAUGGGAAAGGAAGAAGCCCCAUUGGUUUGGUCAGUAGAAAAGCAUUUGAUGACAGCAAGGAGCGAGGGAGGAUUUCUGGAAGUGGAGUGGCUUUGAGGUCUUUUCAGCCGUGGCAUUAUCCCCUAGUUCCUUUUCUCCGUGUGGCUUCCAAGCACAGUGUCGGAGGCAGCUGGUGUGUAUAAGAAAAAUAUCCCAAGUCAUGUGAGAUGCAGCUGGACUUCCUGCUCACAGCCGUUGAGCAAGAGUUCUCCAGUCUUCAAAUGAGGAAGCCCAGAUCCCUUCCCUCUGCCUUAUGUAAAUCUUCUAGCUGAUCUCCCAAGAGUUGCCUGUAUCAUAUCUAUAAAAAGCUGUAAAGUUCACACUCUAGAGGACUAAAUCUGUGCUGGCCAAUCUGAAUGACUACUCAGUUAUACUAGUUUAGGAAAAUCCUGCCCCACCCUGACGAUUCAUAGUUUCCCUCAUAUUAGUGAUCAUCGGGUUUUUCUGCCCAGUGUUUGUAUUGAAGAUAACUUCCUCACCAGUAAAGACUUGAGGUAGCAUUCUAGAACCCCAGUAUUUAAACUAGCUGCUGUGGUAACGGUGGAACCCAGGCUUCUUGCUUUCAGUUUUCCCUACCUAGACAGAAAGAAAUUCCAGAGGAAGAGUGGAUGUAGAGCUCAGUGUUGGGUAUGAGGCUCUAGUUUGCUAGAUUGUUUGUAGCCAUCCCAUCUUCCCUGAGGUCUGUUAGACUGGUGUAAAGGACAGCCAGGAUGGGCCAGUGAGACACGGAGGAGGAGGGUUUGGGUCACACGGAGGAAUCCCUUUCGGUUCUUGCCAUGGUCAGAAGCUCAUAGGAAAGCCGUAAGAAAGAACAGACAUGUAGAGAAGAAAGCUGGUCAGCCAAAGGACAGGGGCAAUGCUCUCUUCUUGGAUGCCAGCAGCAGCAAGCUGUGUUAACAAUAGGGCUCUGUGCCAUUGAGUUUGAGAGAGGGAAACUACAUGACACUGGGACUUGGGAGCUGUCCUGCCUCUAUCUAGCCAGCCAAAGUGAAUGGGGUCAGUGUUAGCUGCCUUCAUCUAUGCAGUCACAAAGGUAAAGAUGAUACUGGGGGCAUAUUCCCUCCUGGGAGGCCUUGGCCUCACGCCUCAGCAACUGUGGCAAGACGUGCUAAAUAACACCUUUGUUUGAGCCAGGGUUAUGCAUCGUCAACACUUUUAUGCCAAGUCUAGGUGGUUUCAGAUCAAGCAGCGAGGACGUGGACAUGGACCAUCCCUCUGUGCAGCUCUGAAGUAGAGCCAAGCACUCUGCCUGCCUGUCAGAGCCCUAGAGCCUAAGAAGUUCGCUGCUGGUGAGGGGGAUGGCCAGGAUUCCUGGAGUUGGAAGAUCUUCAGCUUCGUCAUCUCUGGAGAACAAGGAAGACAAUGAAAGUGACGUGGCCCUUCUUAGUCCCAAGGACCCUGACAGAGUCCACACCAAGGAGCAGCUGGCACAUCCUGCGUCCUCCAAACUUGACCCAAGCAUGCAAGGCCUCCCUGCUGGGCCCAGCCUGGAUGAUUUAAUUCCUAGCCACCUCCGAGCCUAUAUAGGCCCAUCCUCCCGGGGGAGCAGGGUGCCCGUGAUCCGGAAUGGUGGCUCCAACACCCUUAAUUUCCAGUUCCAUGACCCCGCACCCAGGACUGUGUGCAAUGGCUACGCUCCACCCAGGAGAGAUGGUUCCCAGCAUCCAGACCCAGCAUGGUAUCAGACCUGGCCAGGCCCUGGGAGCCGGCCCUCUGCCAGCCCGAAGCAACCUGCCUCCCAGCAUGCCCAGAACUGGUCAGCCACCUGGAGCAAGGACAACAAGAGACGGGACAAGCGCUGGGUGAAGUACGAGGGAAUCGGGCCCGUGGAUGAGAGCGGCAUGCCCAUUGCCCCCCGAUCUAGUGUUGACAGCCCCAGAGACUGGUAUCGGAGAAUGUUCCAGCAAAUUCACCGGAAAAUGCCAGACCUGCAGCUGGACUGGACCUUGGAAGACCCACCCAAAGGGGUGUCCUCGCGUGCCUCUUCUGCAGACCCAAGGCAUCCAGGGCCCCAGCAAAGACCCGCCUCCAGGCCUGGCACAGCAGUGACUGCUAACGGAAGACACUGGAACCACUCUGAAGAGACAUCUAGAAACACCUUUAACUAUAAUUUCAGACCAUCCUCUUCGGGGCUCCAACCCCCAAAUCAGGUGCCCAGACGUCGAGAGAAAGUAGAGGAUGUCUGGACAGAAGACUCUUGGAACCAGUUUCUGCAAGAAAUAGAAACUGGGCAUAAGCCCAAGAAACCACUGGUGGAUGACCCUGUUGAGAAACCUGCACAGCCCAUUGAGGUCCUGCUAGAGCGAGAACUGGCCAAGCUGAGCGCAGAGCUGGACAAGGACCUGCGGGCCAUUGAGACCCGCCUGCCGUCCCCUAAGAACUCGCAGGCGCCACGACGGUCCCCUGAGCAGCCCGCCCCAGAGCAGCGGCCCUCGGCCCGCCCGGCCUCCGCCUGGAGGCCCAGCUCCCCGCAUGCACCUUACUUCGGUUCUUCCCGACCCCUGAGCCCCCACAGAAUGGCAGAUGGAGGAGGAAGCCCCUUCCUGGGACGUAGAGAUUUUGUCUACCCUUCCUCAGCCCGAGAGCCUAGUGCCUCUGAAAGGGGUAGCAGCCCUUCGAGGAAGGAGGAGAAGAAGAGGAAGGCUGCCCGGCUCAAGUUUGACUUCCAGGCUCAGAACCCCAAGGAGCUGACUCUGCAGAAGGGUGACAUUGUCUACAUCCACAAAGAAGUGGACAAGAACUGGCUGGAGGGAGAGCAUCAUGGCCGCCUGGGCAUCUUUCCAGCUAAUUAUGUGGAGGUGAGUGGGAGAGAUGGAGCAAGCAGGCUGGGAGACUCCAUGGCUUGGGAGAGACUUAGACGGCGGACCCCGGGAGUAACAGAUGGCUGCCUGAGUGAGAUGACCCCGGUAAGCCACCCUCAGGUGUGUGAUGCCCGAGAAACCCCUGCUGACACAGACCCCUCUCUAACCCCGCAGGGGGAACGCAUCUGCCUGAUCCGCAAGGUGAACGAACAUUGGUACGAGGGACGUAUCACCGGCACAGGACGCCAGGGCAUCUUCCCGGCCAGCUACGUGCAGAUAAACCGGGAGCCCCGGGUCCGGAUCUGCGACGACAGCCCCCAGCUCCCUGCCUCACCCCACCUGACACCCACUGCCCGUGUGGCCUGCCACCCUGGCUCCCCCUCAGUACAAGUGGACCCCACUGACUGGGGAGGUCGGACCUCCCCUCGCCGCUCUGGCUUCCCUUUCCCCAUCACCCUCCAGGAGUCCAGACCCCAAACCCAGAGUCUCGGCACUCCUGGACCAGCCCUGUCCCAUCCACGAGGCACCAGCCGUCCCAUAGAUCUGGGGACCCCCUCCCCAAGCACCACAGCGAUACACUGGACUCCGUACCGGGCUAUGUACCAGUACAGGCCCCAGAAUGAGGAUGAGCUGGAACUUCGUGAGGGGGACCGCGUGGAUGUCAUGCAGCAAUGUGAUGAUGGCUGGUUUGUGGGUGUCUCCCGGAGAACUCAGAAAUUUGGGACAUUCCCUGGAAAUUAUGUAGCCCCGGUGUGAGUGGUCUCCAUGGCAGUUUGGAGCCAACGAGGAUGGGGUGGGGAGCAGUAGCACUAUGGGAGGGAGAGAGGCCCCCCACACCCUCCUUCCCCCAGGACCUGUGCUCCCAGCAUCUGCAGAGACCCCGGCAACCUUCCCUCCGAGCCCCCCUGGAGGUCCCCUGGACUGAUUCCCACCCGUGAGUCACGGGCAUAUUCCUUUGACGGCUCCCCCGCACCACCCCUCAAAAUACAGACGUCUGCUCUGAUGUGGAGACUGUCUCCAGGCCUUAUUGAGACCAGACCCCCAGGCCCCCAUCCCCCCCAGCGUUUCCCCUAAUGGGGACUGGCUCCUCCCAUUCACCCCCAUGGGGUUCCUCUAAUAAGGACCAGCCUCCUACCCUGGUAGAGACCAAAGGACUCCUCCAGUUUCUCACCAGCUGGCCCGCCACCAUUUUACCUUCUGGCCUCCAGCUGGGCCUCAAAGCAAGGUGAGGAACACCUUGUCAGCCUUUCAAAGCCCAGUGAGAGGUCUUGCCCCUAGGCUUCCUCUUCCCAGAGGCUCCUGACCCCCUGAGGACCUCCACAUGUACUCCGAGCCCUCCCUCCGACUAAGGCCCACAGUCGCCCUGACCUCUCUCUCAGAAGACAGAGUCACAGGGAGACAUGCUUGCUGCCCUCAUCCCCAGGCCUCCCCAGUAUCUAGAUCCCCUCUGGAAGAGAAUGUACAAUAAACACGGAUACCAGGGA
Molecule: messenger RNA, 5690 nt
Organism: Peromyscus maniculatus bairdii (prairie deer mouse)
Lineage: Eukaryota; Metazoa; Chordata; Mammalia; Rodentia; Cricetidae
Source: RefSeq, a predicted model, not a curated record